Messenger RNA from Mangifera indica (mango), 1742 nucleotides. RefSeq lists its product as uncharacterized. The transcript has 2 exons. NCBI's taxonomy places the organism in Eukaryota, Viridiplantae, Streptophyta, Magnoliopsida, Sapindales, Anacardiaceae. Bases 944 to 1240 code for a protein of 98 amino acids. The record is from RefSeq and is a predicted model, not a curated record.
CUCAUGAAACCAACAACCAGUAAUAAUACUAUGCAGUGCAGCGUAGCUGCUUAGGCCUACUCCUAAUCAUCCACCAUCAAAAUCCGCCUCCUAUUUUAACGACAUUAACUACCGUGCUCUGCAUCCACUGCCUCCAGCAGUAAGAGUCCACAUAUCAACUGGAGCACAAAAUCACACCCCUUGAUAUCACCACCUACUAACUGCCCUCUCUAUAACUAAAUACUUCGUUGUUUGCCACUAAUUUUUCUCCCUUUUAUUUAUUUAUCUCAUCAUUUUGAUCCCACAAAUCCUGCUUUUAAAAAAAAAAACUAUUUUAUUGCGACUUUUCUAGUCGGCUUUUAUAGUACCUAAAUAUAUUUUUGUUGACGUUUUGAUAAUUCUUCUUUCAUUUCCUAGGAAGGAUUUUUGUUUUGUAGUGAUUGUUAAUUAUUUAAGUCACUUUCAAUGUAAGGGGUUCGUUUUAUUUUCAAGGUUUUUUUUCUCUCUCUUUGAUGGUUGAAUUGUAUUUUUUUAAAGUUUGAUCGUGUCAACAACGAGCGUUGACUCUGUUUUUGGAUUAGUAUUUAAGCGUUUUGCAGCUGAAUUUAAUUCAUAAUCUCGAAUUCAGGAACUAGGUUUCAUGAAUUCUUGAUUAUCUGAUAUGCAGGGAAAUGGGGCUUUCUGAAAAAUUACUGUCGUUCUUUGUCUUUUUAGUGUGAUAAUGAUUUCUGAGUGUGUUUUCUCUGAAACUUAAUGAUAGAUUUGUGUCCUAUGUAUUGUGGGUUGUUCUAAAAAUUUAAAAUUUUUGGGGUAGGAUUUGUGAAUUUAUGAUUUAUAGGUAACCAGGUAAUGGGAUUUCUGUGUAAUCCCUGUAUUUGGUACUGAUUAUUUACCUUUUAAUUGGCCCAUUGAUCGAGAGAUUAAGUUUUUGAGUCUUGUAGUUAAUAAAGUGGUGUGAUUGCCUAUGGAGACGGUCCGUGUUGAUGUUAAGGAUGUUAACGGGUGCAAAAAUAUGCCUAUAGCUACGCUAGACUCUGAAAAGGUUGAAAAUCAUACUGAUGAUGGAGAAGAGAGUGAAUCAACCUCUUUGUUGCCUCCCAUGAGAGGUGGGAUGUCAAGGAAAUGUGAAAAAACACGAAGAAAAGUGCAGUGGAAUGAUAAGAAUGGGAAUAAGCUUGUGGAGGUGUUAGAGUUUGAACCAAGCGAAGCAAGUGACUCUGAAGAUGAUGAUUCAGAUACUUGUAUGUGUACCAUAAUGUAGAUAUCAUUUAGUGAACCAAAUUACAUGAUUGGUGAAUGAAAUAAUGAAGUUUUUCUCUGCGAUACCUGAUUUUGGUGCAAAUUGGCCUUUUCUACCCUUGCUCUUGUUAGGAGGGACCAAAGGUCUGGAAGACAAGCAAGGAAUUCUCUGACUUUCUCAUGUUUAUUUACAUCUUGGAGCCAUUCAAAUUCCUUAUGUGGGUUUCUGGAACUUUCUUACAAGCAGCUGCGAACUACUCAGAUCUCAUCUAGGAUCGAAGCAGAUAAUUGCGAUUAUAGCAAGCAUGCUUCUGUGAAAUGUCAUGUAUGUACUACAAUUGAGUUUCCUAAGUUUUUGCCAUAUAUAUUGAUGUGGGGAUUGAAACACUGAAGAGAUAUGAUUACCGUGUUAAAAAGGUAGUAAGUACUUCAAUUCUGUUUACUUCUUUUCCUCGAUAGCUUUUGUAGUCAAACAACACUGUGAGCCAGUUUGAGUUUCUAAAUACAGGUGGAUUUAUAGAGAA